Messenger RNA from Malania oleifera, 1549 nucleotides. RefSeq names its product omega-6 fatty acid desaturase, chloroplastic-like. Lineage: Eukaryota; Viridiplantae; Streptophyta; Magnoliopsida; Santalales; Ximeniaceae. Gene Ontology annotation, molecular function: oxidoreductase activity. Gene Ontology annotation, biological process: lipid metabolic process. The transcript has 10 exons. Bases 74 to 1399 code for a protein of 441 amino acids. The record is from RefSeq and is a predicted model, not a curated record.
GACGCACUGCAUGUAGGUCUUCCUCUACCCUUGCUUCCAGUAGUUCUUCUUCCUUGAAGAUACUCAAGCUGCCAUGGGUCUGCAUUUCUGCUCUACCUCCCUUCUCAUGGGCUCCCAUCAAUACCCAAUUCAAAAUCAUAGAUUCAUGUUCCAGAACUCUCCAUACACAUGUCACCCCAAGUGGAAAGGCCUUCCUCAAAGGCAAGUUAGACACCAAGGGUGUUUGAUUCCUUUAAAAAGGAUUAAUCAUGUACGAGCCAUGGCAAUUUGUCAUACACAAACCCUAACCGAUAAUACUGCAGACUAUCGGAAAAACCUAGCCCAAAGCUAUGGUUAUACCCAGAUAGGAGAACCCCUCCCUCGAAAUGUUACCUUAAGGUCUAUCGUUGAAACAAUUCCGAAAGAGAUGUAUGAGAUUGAUGAGGCGAAAGCAUGGAAGGGAGUGUUAUUAUCAGUGAGUUCCUAUGCCUUAGGGCUCUUCAUGACUUCACAAGCCCCAUGGUACUUGCUUCCUUUGGCUUGGGCAUGGACAGGGACUGCUGUCUCAGGGUUUUUCUGCAUAGGCCAUGACUGUGGUCACAAAUCAUUCUCAAGGAACAAAUUGUUAGAAGACAUUGUUGGAACCCUAGCAUUUUUGCCCCUUAUAUACCCAUACGAGGGAUGGCGCUUCGAGCACGAUCGACAUCAUGCGAAAACAAACAUGUUGCAUGAAGACACAGGGUGGCACCCUAUCUGGAAAGAAGAUUUCGAGUCAUCUCCGCUUCUACGGAAGGCUAUGAUCUACGGAUAUGGCUUAUUGCGACCUUGGAUGACCAUUGCUCAUUGGUUGAUGUGGCACUUCGAUGAGAAGAAGUUUAGACCAAAUGAACGCAAGAGAGUGAAGAUAAGUGUGGGCUGUGUGUACGCGUUUAUGGCGGUCGGAUGGCCAUUGUUGGUCUAUGGGACCGGUCCGGUUGGGUGGUUUAAUUAUUGGUUCAUGCCAUGGCUCGUCUUUCAUUUCUGGAUGAGUACUACGACAAUGAUCCAUCACACAGCCCCUCACAUAUCUUUCAAGCCUGCAGAAGAGUGGAAUGCAGCGCAGUCCCAGCUUGGUGAGACUGUUCAUUGCGACUUCCCUCCUUGGAUUGAGAAUCUCUUACAUCAUAUUAAUGUCCACAUUCCUCACCACCUUGCUCCAAGGAUACCACACUAUAAUUUACGAGCAGCUCACAAGUCGCUUCGAGCAAAUUGGGGAAAGCAUCUAACUGAGGCCACUUGGAACUGGCGUCUGAUGAAGGCAAUCUUGACAGAGUGCCACGUAUACGAUCGAGAAAGAAAUUAUAUCCCAUUUGAUGAACUUGCCCCUGAAGAAUCCCUUUCCGUCACUUUCCUAAGAAAAUUUAUGCCAGAUUGGUCCUGAGUUUGAUUAUUGUCUGUGUGCUUUGCUGGAUUCAACCACUCCUUUUUGGCUCCACCCAAGCUGCCAUCUUGUUCCUUUGAUUAUAUUAAGUAGAGAUAAAUAAUUUUAAAAUUGUUUUCUAAAUUUUUAAUAAUAAAUUUUAAUUUGCAA